Botrytis fragariae is the source of this 1146-nucleotide messenger RNA. RefSeq lists its product as uncharacterized. Bases 1 to 1146 code for a protein of 381 amino acids. The record is from RefSeq and is a predicted model, not a curated record. NCBI's taxonomy places the organism in Eukaryota, Fungi, Ascomycota, Leotiomycetes, Helotiales, Sclerotiniaceae. The transcript has 2 exons.
AUGAGUUUCUCAUAUCGUUUGCCCAAAUUUGAACAGGCAGGAAAGUUUCACGGCGAAGGCCAAUCAGCUUCAAGAUGGCUCGAGAGAAUUAAGCUUGACAUCGCCUCGAGCAACUGUGGUACCAUUCCAAUUAAAGUUUAUUUAUGGGCAAUAGAUGUUCUAUUGGAUGGAUCUGCAGCGAACUGGUGUGAUUCAGUCCCCACAAUUAAGAACAUCUUGGAUAAUUACGACAUCGCAGAUGCUUCAGAGACAGAAUGGUUGGAGCGUGAGCUUAUCAAACGAUUUCCUGGGGAUUUCGCCAGUACUCCGGUUGCCCGUAUAGUUAACCGGCGCCGUUCGUAUAGCCUUGACGUGAAUGCAGAUUCAGAUAUCACGGCAUUAAAACUGGGAGAGCUAUUCAUUGGAGGAAGACCCCGAAGUCGAAAUCAGGGUUCAGAGACACAUCAAGCUUCUGAAGGACCUCGUGGAUUUGGUUACCAUGACGAUCGGAAUCCCAGACGCGAAACGCGGCAGGAAGCGGUAGAACAAAAUGUCAUCAACGAGUACCAGUUUUACAACAGACCCAGAGUUGCAUCAAGAUCACCAGAAUAUCAAAACGAGCCUCACCGUAGCUCUUCAACUAUCAAUCGAACGCCACCAGCGCCCAAGAAUUAUUACAAUGAUCGGACGAAGACGCCGACACCUUUAAAGGGCAUCUUAAAAAACAAAACAGACCAUAACCAACCACCAAUGACUUAUUUUCACGACGAAAAAGAUCGCUCAAGAGACAGUUACACUAGAAACCCUUCUCCCUACCAAAGCAAUAGAAAUACAAACCAUUACCGGAACGCCGAGAAUCCAGAAUCCCGUCAACAUCCACAAACAAAUCCACCAGACUCUGCAUAUCGUUCUUCAGAAUCGAGACCAGUGUAUCAGCAAUCAAAAACAUCCUACCGAGAAGUCAUAAUUGAAUCAUCCAAGUCUCAAAUGCCACGCUGGUCAUAUAUGCCACUUCCUGCCACUAGGAUCAUUUCUCAUUCGAGCCGAGCUCUGGGGCUUGGAGAAUACCAUAUUCAGCCAUCGACACACUCGAGCAACGGUUUCGUGAUUCAAGUCGAACUAGAAGAUAAGAGUAUAUAUCCUAGAAGACGCAUAGAGUGGCGAUGA